AGGCCCCAGCAGCCGCCGCCUCCCCCUCCAUGGCCGCCGCUCUCGCCGGCUGCAUUGUGGGAAGCUGACCUCACUCGCUGCUGCCGCCGCCCCGCCGGCUCCGGCACUCUCCGCCAUGGGGGCCGUGACCGACGAUGAAGUUAUCCGCAAGCGGCUGCUGAUCGAUGGCGACGGAGCUGGCGACGACAGGCGGAUCAAUUUGUUGGUGAAGAGUUUCAUUAAGUGGUGUAAUUCCGGAUCUCAAGAGGAAGGUUACAGCCAGUACCAACGAAUGCUGAGUACUUUAUCACAGUGUGAAUUUUCGAUGGGAAAAACUCUUCUGGUGUAUGACAUGAACCUGAGAGAAAUGGAAAAUUAUGAAAAAAUCUAUAAGGAUAUAGAAAACAGUAUAGCUGCAGCCCAUGAGAAGAUUUCUGAAUGCAAAAAACAAAUCCUGCAAGCAAAAAGGAUUCGGAAAAAUCGCCAGGAAUAUGAUGCAUUGGCCAAAGUCAUACAGCAUCAUCCAGACAGACAUGAAACAUUGAAGCAGCUGGAAGCUUUGGGAAAAGAACUGCAGAAUCUUUCUCACAUUAAAGAAAAUGUUGAAGAUAAGUUGGAGCUGAGAAGAAAACAGUUCCAUGUUCUCCUGAGCACUAUCCAUGAACUUCAGCAAACCCUGGAGAAUGAUGAAAAACUUUCAGAAGCUGAAGAAUCCCAAGAAACUCAAAUGGAAACAGAGGCCAAGCAGUAGAUGUAAUAUGAAGACUGACAAUACUACUGAAGAAAGUCCAAGUAUCUUCAUGUUCUAUUGAAACCAACAGUAAGGGAGGUGGAGCUGAAAAUAGUUUUCUAGUGCUUCUGUGAAUUUUUAUACAAAAAUACUUGUUUUGCUUAUGCUUCAGGGGAAAACAGUUGCAGAUCUGUGCAGACAGGGACUUUAUGUUAAUUCACAAACUUUGUAAUUUGUGAAAUUGUGGUUUAUAAAGGAUGAAGCUUCUACACAGUGCUUGUGAACUAAGGUGUGUGCUAAACAUUGUCAAUAAAAGGUGUUUUCACAGGUUUUCC
Lepidothrix coronata (blue-crowned manakin) is the source of this 1044-nucleotide messenger RNA. RefSeq names its product THO complex 7 (gene THOC7). Gene Ontology annotation, cellular component: THO complex part of transcription export complex. The transcript has 8 exons. The record is from RefSeq and is a predicted model, not a curated record. The coding region runs from base 116 to 730 and encodes 204 amino acids. NCBI's taxonomy places the organism in Eukaryota, Metazoa, Chordata, Aves, Passeriformes, Pipridae. Gene Ontology annotation, biological process: mRNA processing; mRNA export from nucleus.